Messenger RNA from Prorocentrum cordatum, 1592 nucleotides. The record is from the annotation of a GenBank genome assembly. NCBI's taxonomy places the organism in Eukaryota, Dinophyceae, Prorocentrales, Prorocentraceae.
GCAAGUCAAAGCAGUCAGAAAAGGUCAACCAGAUCUUUAUACCGCAAUGCCGUUCGCGGCGCCGAGUUCCAUGCGGAUGUGAAGAGUAGCGAUGUAGACACGAGCAGACACAAGAGUUGUUCUUUGAGAUGGGGAAUGGGACGAACAGUCAUAAUCCAUGACAUGUGUGCAUAUGCGUGUACCUCUCUCUCUCUCUCUUUUUUUCUCUCUCUCUCUCUCUCUUUCUCUUUCUCUUCCUUCAUUCGUCCACUCGCCAACUCGCAGGAGAGACAGCCGUGUUCUUGCGGAAACACGUCUUUCGCGCUUGGCGCACGUUUCUGUGAUAAGUGCGGCGCGCUAUUGCCAACAGGACUUGAAGAGCUGGCUGCAGAAUCUCGAUCAGGAUCAAAGCCCAGCCCGCUUGACCGGGCCACGAGCAGCGUUUCCACCACGCUACCGAGCCUGCUGAACUCCCCUAGGAAGCAGAGGAUCGCGCCGCAGAAUAGGAGCUUGGCAUCCAGGUCCGAGACCUGGAUGACGACAUCGUGGAGGUCCGACGUGAGCCAGGAAUCGUGGACGUCGCGGCUUCUGAGCGAUUCUUUAGAAGCGCCUUCGGUGCUUCCACGCGGCAGUGAAGACGAGCCAGAGGAGACCCAGGCACCGCUGCAUGGCAAAGGCCGCAGGGCGAGCACCGCUGGAUGUUUGCCGAAGCUCAAGCUUGUCAACGAGGAGUCACAUGGCGAACCCCAAGUAGAAUUUGAAAUCGGAUCGAGGCCACCUCAAGCACGAGAACAUGUCGGCAUGUCCGAAGCAAGUAUUGACCGCUUGCGCCCACGUACUGUGGGAGAUUUCUUGGCGCAUCCCGGCAAGAAGGCGAGAAGAAAGGGUCCUGCAGCCGUACCAGAUUAUACUGCGCAGUCGUCGUUGUUGACAUCAUCCCGGUGGAGUAGCAGCGCCCAGAAGCAGCCUUCUCCUCGCACUGGGCAGCGCAUGAGGGCCAGAUGAUUGCUGCAUUUAGAUGCGCUGGUUAGGCUGAAAGCUUGUCCAAACAUACUGCGUAUGUCUCGGGAGCGGUCGACAAGAAUUGAUUCAAUGGCAAUGCUGCAACCAUCGGCUCUACGAUAAUGAUGUGUAAUGGCUAUUGGUGCAUGGUGGCAUCUCACAAAAAGAAGGCUCCAUAGAUUGAUCACUACCUGCAUUUUCAGACAUUGAGUCGACUUGACUCUCAUGUAGCAGGUUCGUUGCACGGUCAAGCUGUGCAUUGCAGCAUGUUUUUAAGAUGGGCAUGUUGCUGUAGGUGCUGAUUCGUUGUUUCACGCUGCCUUUAAAAGCUUGUUGUUGUAACAGUAUGCUGAAGAGUGAAUGCAAGAUGGCAUCAUUCAAGUCGCCGUCACAGGUCUAGCCCGAUAAACAUGCGAUCGGGCAGAGGUGACUGCAGAUUGCGCAUCAAGAAACAGAGUAGUGCUUAUACCGCGUUGCCUGCCCUGUGGCAUGCUAGUGAACGUUUGAUUUUGAUCGUCGACAUACCAACUUGGAGCAAUUGGCUUAAAAGAUGGCAUGUCAGAACGGUAUGUUGCAUUCAGUGCGUCAGAGCGCCCGCAGCCCAGAAGCAC